AUGGAAAACCAGAACCGUCUCAAACUCCGAAUCUCUCGCAUGUUCCGAUCCUCCUUCGGUUCCUGUCGAACCCGUCACAUUACCGAUGUAAUGGAAAAAGCAGUUUUUGCACCACCCAACCCCAUUGAACCACCCUCCCCCAAAGCCACACCCUUUCCUCCCAUUUGCAGACCCAAAACAAUCAGCGACACUUGCAUACUGUCCUUUAACGAUUCUCAUUCUCUCUCCAGACGCAAAAUCUCACACUGUUCAUCACCUUUUCUCUGGGCCAACAACAACACCACCAACAACAACCUCAACCUUAGCCUCGGUGUCAUGUCCUGUCCCCCCAGCUCCCCAAACCUUUCCCUCAACACAAUCCACGAACACGAUUUCAUUUUCCACAACAAAACAAAGGCUUCAGCUUCGACAAAAAACGUCAGGGCCAAGAAGAAAAAGAAGAAGAGACGUGCCCAGAAGAAAAGGGACUUUUUCCCCUUUAAUUCAUGCGCCAAAGACACCAACUUUGGUGGCUACUGGUGGUACAGCAGUGACGAAGACGACGAAACCGACACCCUUUUUUCCUCCAAGAGCCUCUCCUCCGAUUCCUCCCGAUCCCGGCGCUGGCGCCGAAAAACCGACCGGAGCUCCGACAUGGGUGUUCUGCCGCUGCACGGAAAGGUGAAGGACACGUUCGCGGUGGUGAAGCGCUCUAGCGACCCUUACAGUGAUUUCAGGACUUCGAUGCUGGAGAUGAUAGUGGAGAAGCAGAUAUUCUCGCCGGCGGAUUUAGAGAAUCUCUUGCAGUGUUUUCUGUCUCUGAAUUCGUAUCAUCAUCAUAAGAUCAUUGUCCAAGUCUUCACGGAGAUUUGGGAAGCUCUGUUCUCUGACUGGUUUUGA
Sphenostylis stenocarpa is the source of this 879-nucleotide messenger RNA. NCBI's taxonomy places the organism in Eukaryota, Viridiplantae, Streptophyta, Magnoliopsida, Fabales, Fabaceae. The record is from the annotation of a GenBank genome assembly.